Messenger RNA from Hypanus sabinus (Atlantic stingray), 4756 nucleotides. RefSeq names its product G protein-coupled receptor 157 (gene gpr157). Gene Ontology annotation, biological process: cell surface receptor signaling pathway; adenylate cyclase-activating G protein-coupled receptor signaling pathway. The record is from RefSeq and is a predicted model, not a curated record. Bases 1485 to 2438 code for a protein of 317 amino acids. Lineage: Eukaryota; Metazoa; Chordata; Chondrichthyes; Myliobatiformes; Dasyatidae. The transcript has 4 exons. Gene Ontology annotation, molecular function: cAMP binding; G protein-coupled receptor activity. Gene Ontology annotation, cellular component: plasma membrane.
GACCGGCUGCAGCCUUUAACGAGAAGUGGCAAAGAAAUAAUGUUACAGAAUAGUUCUGAAAGAGUUAACCUUGAACGUAAAUCAUGACAAGGCAUUGUGCAGUUUAUUCUUAAGAACAUUUUUGUUACUAAUAAAGUUUGUUUUAUAUUACAAACAAAGAAAUUGCAAAGAAAGCUACCAGAGAAUAAAAUUUCACAGUUACAAAGGGUGAGUACGUAAUUUGCUGGAACAUAGAAUUGACAACACAGGACCAGGCCCUUCAGCCCACAGAAUCGUGCCAGACUAAUGACAAUGAUGAUGCCUAACCCGGGUAGUUCGCAACACAAACAACAUAUUCUCAUGAUUCAAGACUGUUUAAUGUCAUUUCCAGUACACAAGUAUAAAGGAGAAAAUAACUGUUACUCCAAAUCCGAUGCAGCACGAAAAAACCCACAAUAAAUAUAAAUACAUAAGAUAGCUUAUGUACCUAUACUGACUGUAUGUCCCCAAAGUGGUGCUAAACACUGGAGUGUCUGUACAUAGGGUGGCUCUGACAGGAAAUGAUACAGUAGUGGUGGUUGGGUGGGUUGGUGGGUGGAGGUGUUGAUCAGCCUUACUACCUGGGGAAAGUAACUGUUUUUGAGUCAGGUGGGCCUGGCGUGAACGCUACAUCCCCCUAAUGGGAGUGGGACAAAUAGUCCAUGAGCAGGGUGAGUGAGAUUAAUUAUUGUUGGCUUUUUUCCCAGCAUGUAUGUCUUUGAUGUACACGUGACAAAUUAAGCUAAUCUUUCAUCUUCUGCCUGCACGUGGUCUAUGUCCCUCCAUUCUCUGCACAUUCACGUAUCUGAGACCCUCUACUGUAUUUGCCUCCACCACCGCUCCGGGUGUAUUCCAGGCCCCUACCUUGUUAAAAAAAAAUCUCUGCCCCGCACAUUGCCCUUGAAUUUACCCCCCUCACCUUAACUGCAUGUUUUCUAGUAUCAGACAUUUUGACCCUAGUCUAUGCCUCUCAAUUUUAUAAACUUCUAGUCUCCCCUCAGCCUCCGCCGCUCCGGAGAAACAAGCCAAGUUUGUCCAACGUGCCCUUUAAUCCAGGAAGCAUCCGGCACUCUCUCCAUCGCCUCCAGAACAGUUCAGAUGCGGUCUAGCCAAGGUGUGUGUUUUUAACAAAGCUUCCUCCCAGUCAGGACGCGACGGGCCGAAUGUUCUCUUGGGGAGCCGAGUUCCGUCAAUCGGAACACCGUCUGUUAGCGUGUGCGUAGGAAUCAGCUCAGAGGAACGCUCCCAAAAGAUCCUGUUGCAUGUUUACGAGGCUGGGAGGUGUUUGGAGGAGGGCCCGUCACUCGCCGAGGCGAGAGCGGGAAGGAAAGUUUUGCAGAGAGGCACAUGACCGGAGCAAGGCGGCUGACUAGUGGGAAGCGGGCUGUGAUUCGCUCCGGGCCGGCAGCAGAAUGCCCUGAGCUCCGUUUGUCCGCGCCUGCCUUCAGUACCCAAGAGUUGCAAACAUGCAGGAGAUUCCUCAGACCGAGGUCUACGUUUACGAGAAGGUGGUGAUUUCCAUCUCCUGCCUGUUGUCCGUGCUGGGCUCGCUGAUGAUCAUCGCCACAUAUUUGUGGUGGCCCGACCUGCGCAGCAAGGCUCGCCAGCUUCUGGUCUACCUCUCGGUGGCGGACCUGUUGUCGGCUCUCUCCUACCUCUACGGAGUGCUGCGGGACUUCCAGCGCUCCUCCUGGGACUGUGUAUUGCAAGGAGCCCUGUCCACCUUCGCCAACACCAGCUCUUUCUUCUGGACCGUGGCUAUAGCGAUCUACCUGUACCUGCUGAUCGUGAGGUGCGAGCAGAGCGUGGCCAACAGCCUUAUCGGCUGGUUUCACGCCAUUAGUUGGCUCGUGCCUUUAACCAUCACGAUGGCAGCCGUCAGCCUGCAGAAAAUAGGCUACGACGCAUCCGACGUGUCGGUGGGAUGGUGCUGGAUUCGUAUCAGUGCAGAAAAUAGCAUCUUGUGGAUGCUGCUGACGGGCAAAAUCUGGGAAUUUGUUGCUUACAUCACCCUGCCAACGCUCUACAUCCUCAUUAAGAGGCACAUCUACAGAGCGCACGAAGCCCUGUCAGAGUAUCGCCCAAUCCUCAUCAGCAGUUCCAGAUAUCACCCGAGGUCUUCGAUUGCUGACCGAAAGAUGACCAUUAUACCUAUUAUUUUCAUCUUCCUUCGGAUGUGGAGCACGGUGCGGUUCAUACUGACACUCUACAAUGCUGCUGCUGUGCAGAACCAAGUCCUAGUAGUGUUACAUGGGAUAGGAAACACCUUUCAAGGAGCAGCCAACUGCAUAACUUUCGUGCUGUGCACUCGAGCAGUUCGGUCCCGGCUGGUUUCCAGUCUGUGCAGCUGUUGCAAGAGUGAGGGUGACGCGGUGCCGCAGGAAGCCACAGUGAACAACUGCAGGGAAGGGCCGCCGUGAUUGCUCCGGCCCCGUGCUCUCCAACGGCAUCGCAGCCAGCUGACCGUCACCUCUUCCCAAGAACACCAGAGUACAACAUACACUGCACUAAGUUCAGGGUAGUUUCGCUCGUGUUGUGCUGAAGACGAAGAUCGACUUUUAUCGGUGGUGUUUGCUGCAGAAUGCUCAGGAGCUGGAGCUAGGACUGUCCAGCCAUUUGAACUACCAAAGUGGGGUGUUUUCAGAACCACAGUGCCUCUAUCCACUUAAAUCCAGUUAUAUCCUAGUUAAGUUUAAGUAUUGUAUUCUGUAAGGAAUUCCCUCUCUCCCUCUCUCUCUUCCCCCUCCCUCCUUCCCUUCCCAUUCUCUCUUUGUGCCUCAUUGUACUGAGGUUGAAAGUGUGUUUUCUUUUGGUGUACACUGCUAGUUAUUUUGUUAAAGGGGCUAUGCAGCUAGUUAUAGGUCUCUACUUAACCGGUUCAGGAGUUACCAACUUUUCUUCAUAAUGCCACUUUGAGCAUUACCUUCCUUACCUAAAGUUCAAGCAAGUAUUCUGAACAAUGUUGCCCAUUGAGCCCCCUUGUUUCUCUCUGAUUCUGAUGUAUCAUCCUCAAUGGAGUCUAUUUAGCCUUAUUCACAUUCUGCCUGUUGGUACCGAGAGGCUGCGGGGAAUUUGGACUGAUGUCUCUUAUUUAUAAUGUCAACACUGAUAAAUGGUGAUUUAUAUAUUUCGAACUAAUCUUUCUAAAGAAUUCCACCAUUUCUUGAUCUUUUUAAACAAAAGCUUGUUUUCUUUAUUUUUCCUAAUCUUUUGAGCAGAUCUCAAUCUUGAAUUUGCCUUGUCUCCCUGCAGUAACAAAUAUUCUGCAUACAAGCAUUGUGCUCACGUGACAGACGAAGAGUUUAAUACCACUUUGAGUAGCUCGUUGUCCAGCAACCAGUCUUUUCAUCUUGCGCUGACGGAGUCAGCCACGCUCCUGCUUAGGGCUGACGUAUAUCCUUUGCCUUUGAGGGAAUCUGAAGCAAAACUUAAAGGUGGUGUGGAAAGGGGAAAUAAAAAUUUACAAAGCAUUGAAUUGUCUCACAUUCUGAGAGAUUUACAUUGUGAUAAUGGCUCCUGAUGGAGGAAUAUUGAAUGUGCCCUGUAUCUAGUCAAAGAAAAUUGGGCAAGUGUGCCCAGUGAACUGUUCUAGUUAAUUAUAAUCUAAAAUGGUGUUCAAAGACCUAAACACUACUUAGUGAAUGACAUUGGUCCACCUCCACUCAUGUAUCAAUAUAUUACACCUGUGAUUAAAAUGCUUGAAAAUUUUCAUCUCAUUUGGGGCCCCAGUUUGAUACUGUGAUUGGCCGACUUGCUGGAUGUUUGAAAUAUUAACAACCUGUUCAACCCAGAGCCCCAGAAGAAAAUUGCAACCAAUUUUCCAUUGUCACAGUCUGAAAGGAAGAUUAAACUCUUCCCCCACCCACCCCCCCAAUUAGUCAGUGCAGGGCUCUUGUUACCCGUUGCUAUGAAGCCGUUUCUGCAGGUCCCACGGCAGGCGGAUUGAUAUUUAAUUAAGCUCUUCAGGUCCUUGAAGUUCCAUCAAGCACCACUAGAUGAACUUGAGGAAUCUCCUCUUUCUGUCUGUACAUCGGUGUCACGCAGCGACGGAGUGCAAUAAUUUUGCAUAAUGUUACACAUUUGACCCUGAAUUACCUUCACCACACACCUGUUCCCCAUCUGUCAGCACGGGCACCAUGCCUCUUUCGCAUUACCUCAAAACAGCCUCUUCCCCAGAUCCAUAGGGGAGGUUUGGACCAAAUUACUUUGCUGUUACAAACUGGUUGUUCGUCGUGUUUCUCUAUAAGGAAACGUCUUCUACGCUUGAGAAUAAAAUCAAACCAAGGUUUGCUCAGUCUUUGUAUUAACAGUGUCAAAGUAAGUGUGCUAUCGAUAACUGCACUCUAUCCUGGUGAGAAGUUUCGCUCUGAGUUUCCUACCUGAGGUCAUGUGAGCUCCUCCUCAGUAGGUCUGGAACUAACUCAGUGAUUCACACUUGUAUCAGGUGAACUUUGAUUCCUAAAAGUAUGGCACUACCAGUAUCUGCAAACCCAUCAGCUCACCCAUCUUGGCAAUUCUUUCAUAUAUUUCAUCUUAAAAUUUUGUAAAAGAAUUUUCUAAAUAUCACGUAACUUGUUUCACUUGGAUGCUUUACUAAGAAAAUGAUCCAUCACUCCUUGGGAAACCAGACCUAUUUUCUCAAUGGAUUUGUGGAUAAAUUUUGGACAUUGUUUUGUUUCUAUUGCAGAAGUAUGUAAUGUAUUUGUCUCGAGUAAUAAAGUAUUUUUGCUAGAUUGCA